AUGGCUCUCAAUAUAAUUGAAAGAAUAAUAGCUUCACUUUUACGCAAGUAUACCAAUAUUAAACAUUUAUCGAUUAUCAUGGAUGGAAAUAGGCGAUUUGCAAAACAAAUGGGGUUGCACACAUCCAUAGGGCAUUACUUGGGAUCUAAAAAUUUGAUACAUAUUAUAGAAAUAUGUAUCCAAUUAAAUAUAAAGAUUUUAUCAGUUUUCGCAUUUUCCUUACUAAACUAUAAUAGAAGUCCAGAAGAAAUUCAUAUUCUUUUUUACCUAAAUCUUUUUUUUUUGAUAAAUGAAGAAUAUUUUUUAAAGUUUGUUAAACAAAAUAAAAUACGAAUAAGAAUUAUCGGGAAUUUGUCUUAUAUCAAUGAAGCAUAUAGAGAAAUCAUACAUAAUACUGAAGAAAAAACAAAACACCAUGACAAUCUUAUACUCAAUAUAUUUUUUUCAUACACAAGUCGAAACGAAAUGAACCUAUGUAAAAUAAAUCCCAAUUUAUAUUUUGACUCUUAUAAGGAUUUACUAAAAAAACGAAACAUUAAUUAUGCCUGUGCAAAUUCGAACAAUUCGGAUAAAAAAAAUAUUCAAAUAAAUCCUAAAAUAAAAAAUACACAAAUUUCUCAAGUGCAAUGCAAUUGCGGAAAAGUUUGUUCUUUAGAUGAAAAUCAAAUUAAAAUAUUAAAUUACCAUAAUAAGUUGCUAACUUCCGAUAUACCCCCCCCAGAUAUUUUAAUAAGAACAUCAGGUGAACAAAGAUUGUCCGAUUUUUUGUUAUAUCAGAUAUCGGAAUUUACCGAAAUAUACUUUAUUGAUGAUUACUGGCCAUUAUUUAAUUUUUUGAAAUUUACAUACGUGAUCUUGCAUUACACAAUUUUUCGAACAUCAAAAAAAUUUUUUUCGUAUUCAAAUCCUUGCCAACACUAG
Messenger RNA from Plasmodium berghei ANKA, 921 nucleotides. RefSeq names its product dehydrodolichyl diphosphate synthetase, putative. Gene Ontology annotation, biological process: polyprenol biosynthetic process. Lineage: Eukaryota; Apicomplexa; Aconoidasida; Haemosporida; Plasmodiidae. The record is from RefSeq and is a predicted model, not a curated record. The coding region runs from base 1 to 921 and encodes 306 amino acids. Gene Ontology annotation, cellular component: endoplasmic reticulum. The transcript is spliced from 8 exons.